AAUUCGAAUGAUUUUCACAAUAGACUUUGUUCGCCCACCACCACCACCACCAUAACUGUCGACCUGCCAGCCUGCGUCUUUUUUGCAUAAGAACCCUACCUUGGCUGACUGACAGCUACACGGCCGUCCCGUCGGGGGCUCCAGCUACCACCUCCAUCACCACUACCACCCACCACCCCCCAUAUUUCUCCCCUCAUCUAAACCACCCACCCGACCACCAGUAGUCAGCCACAGUCUGAGCCCCGCAAGAGAGCACACAAGAGAAGAGCACCAUGAGUAACCUCGCCGUGGAGGACCGUCCCAGAAACGAUCAGUCCAACCCUUCCGCGAAGGCGGGCGCGCGAAAGAAGAUCCGACCCACUUACUCAUGCUUAAACUGCCACAAACGCAAAGUCAAGUGCGACCGAGUAAAGCCGUGCGGUGCCUGUUGCCUCCGCGGCACCCCGUCCGAGUGCGAGUACGGCACCAACAAGCGGGACCGUCACUACAUCCAGCAGUCGGCGCUAAUCGAAAAUCUACUUCGCUCAUGCGAGAGUUUGAAGCAGCAGCUUGCCGAGACGCGACAGCUCGCCAAUCUCCCUGCAAUCAAGGAUGAACAUGGCCCGUCCCAGAGCAGCCAGUCGGUUUAUUCCGCGAAGGAGUCGGAUGAUCCGGCCAACAACAAUGUCGAUGAGGAUGAGGACGAGGACGAGGACGAGGAUGACGAUGACGACAAUAAUGAUACCGUCGACAAGUCAUUGGAUGACAUAGCUCGGACCUCCAAGACGAAGUCCUUAGCAUCGCCGAGUGCCGUGGUGCUUCCCAACGACGAGCGCCGAGCACGGAAACAAAGUCGUGGUUCCUCUCCGCCAUGGGCGAGGGAAAAGGUCGUCCUCGCUGACCCAAAUCUAGCUAAUGCCCUAAUUGAAUUGUACGUGGAGCGUCUCGUCAACGAUUUCAGCCCGCAAAAUGUAAGCGGUACGAUCGCGCUACGCGAAGCACGACAGAUGCGCAUCUGUUCCCCCAUGCUUAAUAACGCCUUUGAGGCGGCGUCCCUCACCAUUGCGGGUCGACGCGAUGGCAAUCGAGCGGUCGAGGUGGCCGGUCACUGUCGAUACACCAAAGUCCUGCGCCUAUUGCAAGAAGCCUUGUAUGACCCCCAGAAGGGCAAGUCGACCGAGGUGCUGCUAGUCGUUCUGCUCGCGACCAUUAUUGAAGCUUUCAAGCAGACCUCGAAAGAUUCGCUCUUGAGGCAUCAGCUUGGCGGCCUGGAGCUUCUGCGAACGCGAACGCCAUAUCGACAUCGACAUGGGGUGGAGCGAUCGUUGUAUGUUGACCUUCGCAUGUAUUGGGUCACGGCUGCUUUGGUCCAUCGCAAGCCCACCUUCCUGGCCGACAAGGACUGGUUGACCGUGCCUUGGCCGGGCGAUGCACCCAGCAAGGACAUCUUGCAGCGGCUUUUGGAUGUCGCCGUUCAUAUUCCCGGGUACCUGUGCGAGAUUGACGAGUUUUCUGCCUUAUUGAAAGCCGACACCAAGUCUCCGGCGGAGCUGGUGACCAUGCAGACCAACAUCUGGGAACGCGCCCACGAACUCCAAGGUCAACUCCAGAUGUGGAAAGCCAUGUACGCCGACACCUACCCCAGUGGCGGUCCAUGGGAGGAAUCGGUCCACGACAUCGAUCCCACGGACGAUUUCCCCAUCUUCAGGUGCCGCAACCCGAGCACGAUGGAAGUGAUAGUGGCCAGGAACAUCUUCUAUCCGGACCUCCUCUUGGCCACAUCCUUGGGCUUCUACUGGGCGCUCAGCCUGAUCAUCUCCGCUACCGAUACGGGGCUGGUCGGUGUCCUGGGCCUGCAGGAGCGAUACCAAUUCGCCUGCAACAUCUGCCGCAGUAUGAAGUACUACACGCACAACAUCCCCGGCUGUCUCGUGUCGCGGGUGAUGUUCAUUCUGCGGACCGCGUUCGAUAACUUUGCGGAUGGGAUGGUCGAGAAGGACUCGAUGGGCGAUCUAUUUGCCUACAUCGGGCGGAAGUUCGAGUUUCCCGCCUUCUCUAACAAGUGCACCUCAUCCUCGAUCAAAGUCGAGGAAUGAUCAUUUCCGGUCCUGUCUUUUUUCUUUGCCUACCAUGAGCGACUUCCAGAUCUACCUUGCGUUUUGACGACAAUGAUGACCUGGGCUUUUUAUUAUUACCUUACGUGCGUGCAAGCAAAGAGGGGGUUGAGAAAUGGGUCCAGAUCUCGAUCUCGAUCUGGAGUCCAUCGAUAUGGAAUGAUGGGAAUGUUGGGAUCUUUCGUAUUAUUAGCUCUAGCUACCUUGGUUCGGCUAUGGUGUAUAUCCUGGAUAGUUUGAAUGAUGGAUGGACCCUGGGAGCAUGUCGUACAGUCCGCCCAUCCGUCUCGGGAGGCCUCCGUACCGUAGAUAGUCACUGUCACACAUACAUCUGUACCGUGGGACAAGUACGACAAGAGUUCCUUCCUUCCUUCCUUCCUUCCUGCCGCUCUUCCUCCCUUCCCCAUACCUAGAUACCAAUAUCCACUCUGAAGGCAACCCCGG
This is a messenger RNA of Aspergillus heteromorphus CBS 117.55, 2537 nucleotides long. Its product is annotated as Zn(II)2Cys6 transcription factor. Lineage: Eukaryota; Fungi; Ascomycota; Eurotiomycetes; Eurotiales; Aspergillaceae. Bases 273 to 2075 code for a protein of 600 amino acids. The transcript has 5 exons. Gene Ontology annotation, biological process: regulation of DNA-templated transcription. Gene Ontology annotation, molecular function: zinc ion binding; DNA-binding transcription factor activity, RNA polymerase II-specific. The record is from RefSeq and is a predicted model, not a curated record.